Drosophila nasuta is the source of this 540-nucleotide messenger RNA. RefSeq names its product MRG/MORF4L binding protein (gene MrgBP). Gene Ontology annotation, biological process: regulation of transcription by RNA polymerase II. Gene Ontology annotation, cellular component: NuA4 histone acetyltransferase complex; nucleus. NCBI's taxonomy places the organism in Eukaryota, Metazoa, Arthropoda, Insecta, Diptera, Drosophilidae. The record is from RefSeq and is a predicted model, not a curated record. The coding region runs from base 1 to 540 and encodes 179 amino acids. The transcript is spliced from 2 exons.
AUGUCGACUAAGGACGAAUGGUCCGCGGAAGAGGAGCUGCAGCUCUUCCACGCUAUGGAGGGUCUGCGCCCGGUGGGUGUCAACAAACACUUCUACAUGUCCUGCAUUUCGGAACGCCUGUCAAAGUCUCUUAACCGCGAAAUGCCUAGUGAUUUAAUCUGGCGUCAUUUGGGUACAAUGUACAAGCUGAAGGAACUUGACAAUCUCGAGUCUCUGCCGUUUCCGAAUGAAGAGCGCGAGUUUAGUUUACCUGAACAGGAUUAUGCAUCGUUCGUAAGCAAAAAAACAACUGCAACCAAUGAUGGGGAUGAAGUGUCCGAAGCGACAACCGACAACAACACCAGCAACAAAGGUGGAAAGUUUGCAGUAUUACAGACAAGUGCCGGCAAGGAUAUGGAAAAAGAAAAGAAGUCGUCCACAAAAGCCUUGGAUUUGCCAAAGAGGUCUGCAAAGCGCACUCGCGGUUCCAUGUCGAAUGAAUCUAUUAGUCCCUCAACAACACCACCGCCUAUGCAAAACAACAAACGUCGACGUAUUUAG